AAGGCGGAGGAGGAGAGCGCGCGCCGGGCGCCAGGAGCUGAGUGGACGGCUCGAGACGGCGGCGCGUGCGGCAGCGGCAGCUCCAGCAAGAGGCACAGUUGGCAGCGUCGAGCUGCAUUUCCAGCAGCGGCAGCCGGCAAUCCGGGGCGGCGGGCUUCGCAGCAAGAUGCUGAAGGUAGCAGCAGCAGCAGCCUGGGCGUGCGUGUGGGCAGCCGCUUGGUGCAGUCACGCUGGAGCGGUGGCGGCGCCGGGCGCCGGGGGCAGGUCGGACAGCGGCAAUUUUCUGGAUGAUAAACAGUGGCUCACUACUAUCUCGCAGUAUGAUAAGGAGGUCGGACAGUGGAACAAAUUCCGAGACGAAGUUGAGGAUGAUUAUUUUCGUACUUGGAGCCCAGUUAGACCCUUUGAUCAAGCUUUAGACCCAGCUAAAGAUCCAUGCUUAAAGAUGAAAUGUAGUCGUCAUAAAGUAUGCGUUGCUCAAGAUCAACAAACUGCUGUUUGCAUUAGCCACCGGAGACUUACACACAGAAUGAAAGAAGCUGGUUUGGGCCAUAAACAAUGGAGAGUCGGUCCAAUUUCAUCAAAAUGCAAGCAGUGCCCAGUAGUUUAUAAUAAUCCUGUCUGCGGAUCUGAUGGUCACACGUAUUCCUCUCAGUGCAAACUAGAAUAUCAAGCCUGCAUCUCAGGAAAACAGAUCUCCGUGAAGUGUGAAGGACGUUGCCUUUGCCCUCCAGUUAAAUCCACAAAUACAGGCCGAAAUGAUAAGAGGGUCUGCAGUGAUCUGGAGUUCAGGGAGGUUGCAAACAGACUGCGAGACUGGUUCAAGGCACUUCAUGAAAGUGGAAUUCAGAAGAAGACUAGAGUUGUACAAAGACCUGAAAGAAGUAGAUUUGAUACCAGCAUUUUACCGAUUUGCAAGGACUCUCUUGGCUGGAUGUUUAACAGGCUUGAUACAAAUUAUGACCUGCUAUUGGACCAGUCAGAGCUUGGAAGUAUAUACCUGGACAAAAAUGAACAGUGCACCAAAGCAUUCUUCAACUCUUGUGACACAUACAAGGACAGUUUGAUAUCUAACAACGAGUGGUGCUACUGCUUCCAGAGACAACAAGAUCCACCUUGCCAGACAGAGCUCAGCAACAUUCAGAAACAGCAAGGGGGAAAGAAGCUCCUAGGGUUGUAUAUCCCUUUAUGUGAUGAAGAUGGAUACUAUAAACCAACUCAGUGCCAUGGAAGUGCAGGGCAGUGUUGGUGUGUUGACAGAUAUGGCAAUGAGGUUACAGGAUCCAGAACACAUGGUGCAGCAGACUGUGCUGUUGAACUUGAAACAUCAGGUGACUUUUCCAGUGGUGAUUUCCACGGAUGGACAGAUGAUGAGGAAGAUGAUAUGAUGAAUGAUGAGGAUGAAAUUGAAGAUGACGAUGAAGAUGAAGGAGAUGAUGAUGACGAUGACCAUGAAGGAUACAUUUGAUGCUUUUAACUGUGAAUAAAUUAUAUCUUUCUUAAAAUUACGUGGUGACCCGCCCGAAAAUUCCUACACUGUUGAAGGUCAAAAGGAGAUGCUAAACAACAUGUAUAUUUUGUAUGAUUAUUUGAAAUAUUGCGGCUGGAGUCAUAGACUUUCUUUGUUUAAAUGAAAAUCAUUGUAUGUUGUUUUUAUAUGCUGUUGAGCAGAACAAAUCACACUGGAGUCUAGCCUGAAGAAAGGAAUGUGUGUGUGUUCUCUACUUUUAAAAAAAUGUGCAGAUAAUCAUAAGGACAACUAAACUUUUAAUUACUUCCAUGAAAAACAUUCUCCUUGGGAAUGUGUGUGGCUGCUUCCAGCCGGUGCUCUGUUAACUUACAUUUUAGCAGUGACUUUAGACCAUGUGGGGUUUUCAACAUGUGCAUGGAUGGGAGUAGCAUUCAGUAAAGUACUAAGUCACUUACUGGAAGAACAAAAAAGCCAUGACUAUAAAAAAGAGCAUAAUCCUCCUUUGCACUUACAAUGAUGUUGAAAUGGUGGUUUUUAAAAUUCAGCAAACAUGGGUAAGCAUAAACACUGCAGAUCUAAAGUUUUGUUGUCCUUUUAUGCUAAUGGUUUCUUUUCAAGUCAAAAUCAUGUAAAUUUGGUUGUGCAGAGAGCCUGCUUAUUUUACCUUUAUUUCUAUAGCAUUCUAAUCAUAAAAUUAGUUUUGACAUAUUUUAAUGGGAAAACUUUUCAUAAAGAAUAUGUUUAUUAUAUUACUGCACUGUACUUAAGAAUAAUAUCCCCAAGAUAUGCUUUCCAGCCCAAGCUGGGGCUUUUUUUGUUUUCCAACACCAAUUAGUUUUGCAUCUCUAUCCUAAUUCAUUUCUUUUUCUGUUCCUAGAUCAGAAAUUUAGAGAAGUAUUGUAAGGUGCCUUGCAAAAUAGAAAUAGAAAGAUUUAUAGCAUGCAUACCAAUAUAGGAUUAUUAGGCAAAUAGCUGAGCUUUACCAAAUUCCAAAUUUAAUAUCAAUAUAGGUACUGCUGCUGGAAUGGAAAAGUGGGUUAUUUUCUCCCCUGCCCCAUUGUUAUGUAAUUACCAUGUAGAAUACAUUAUAAUUCUUAUGUAGAGUAGCAUUCAAAAUUUGACUGUAGAGCAAAUUAUUUUAAUCACUGUAUUUAUGUUAGCAUGUUAAUUAAUUGUGUAGACGUUUUAAAUUCCACCACCUUUAUGCAUAUCAGACCUAUGGCUUUGUGCCAUAAUAAAAUUGAAAGAACCUGGGUAAUAUUAUGCAAGCAGUUGUUUAAUUUCAACUGUGCAUUAUUGUUUUCCCUGAUUUUUAUCUACAGUUAAUUGAAAUAAAAUUUGGUUCUUCUUUGCAUUGAUUUCAGUAGGUUUAAUACAAAAUUUAAUGAUUAUCUUAUGCAUUAUUAAAGAAUACUACUGUUUUUCUUUUUUAUGUUUAUGUAUAGUUUGCAAAAUAAAGACUCUUGUAACCAAC
Molecule: messenger RNA, 2945 nt
Organism: Sphaerodactylus townsendi
Lineage: Eukaryota; Metazoa; Chordata; Lepidosauria; Squamata; Sphaerodactylidae
Gene: SPOCK3
Product: SPARC (osteonectin), cwcv and kazal like domains proteoglycan 3
Exons: 12
Coding region: 167-1468 (433 amino acids)
Molecular function (GO): calcium ion binding; protein binding
Source: RefSeq, a predicted model, not a curated record